This is a messenger RNA of Cucumis melo (muskmelon), 960 nucleotides long. Its product is annotated as U-box domain-containing protein 8-like. Lineage: Eukaryota; Viridiplantae; Streptophyta; Magnoliopsida; Cucurbitales; Cucurbitaceae. The record is from RefSeq and is a predicted model, not a curated record. Gene Ontology annotation, cellular component: nucleus; cytoplasm. The transcript has a single exon. Bases 1 to 960 code for a protein of 319 amino acids.
AUGUCAGUUGCAUCUUUCCAGUCUUCUUCUUCCAUGAGAUCCAUGAGUGUUGCUACUGCACAUAAAACUAUAACAGAGUGUAUAGCGGGGGCUCGAUCAGAUGCCCACGAAGUUCAAGAAAAGGCUCUUCAAAACUUGGUCACCGUUACUCAGGUUAGUCCUCUACACAGGAACUUGCUCGUACAAGUAGAUGGAUCGAUUUCAAUUCUUAUUGAUCUUUCCAAAUCUUCUUUCUCUACCGUCCAAUCUCUUUCACUGUCAAUUCUCUUCAAUCUCUCUCUGAACCAUGACAUGAAAAAGCUUCUUGCAUCAAUGGAAAACAUCUACCAUCUCAAUACACUUAUAUCUCUAGGCUCCCCCGAAACUGUCAAGCUAUCGGCCUCAUUGAUUUGCAGCCUUGCAAUGUUAGACAAAAACAAAGCUAAGUUUGGUGUAGCCGGUACAAUACAACUAUUGGUUAGAGCACUUAAAGUUCCUAAUAUUCCUGCUGCCCAUCACCUUCUCUGUUCCUUAGCUGAGCUAGGCCAGUUUCAUGGGAACUGCACUGUGGCAGUUCGAUCGGGAGCCAUCCAAGUUCUUAUUGGUGUAGUGGAGAGUGCUAGCGGUGAGGAUCUCGCUGGUACUGCUCUUGUUGUUCUCGGUCUCUUGGCUAGAUUUGAGGAGGGGUUGAGAGCUUUGAUAAAAACUGAUCGGAUCGUAAUUUCAAUGGUUAAUGUGUUGAAAGGAAGAUGCAUGCUGAGUAAAGAAGGUGCAACUGAGAUACUUUUGCGAUUGUUCGACGAAAGCGAAGAUUGUUUGAGUGAUGCUUUGAAGUUGCCAGAGUUUUUUGGUGUUGUUGCUGAUCUUUCUGUGAGAGGAUCACCAAAAGCUAGAGAGAGAGCUAGUUUGCUCAUGAAUAAGAUCAUGAAUAGUGACUUUGAUACAUAUUCAAAUGCUGAUUCAGUGUAUUCACAAUGGUAG